AUGGAAAUUGCAAUUCCUGUAGAUCAGUUGCAAAAAUUUCAAUAUACCUCAGAGAGGUUUCUGGUUUUGGCGUUCAAAGAAAACUUUGUACGAAUUUAUAAUGAAUUUCCUCACGAUAAUCUUGAUUAUAGAAUUCAAAUUCCUAAUGAUCCGAGUCAAGGUCAACUUGAUGAAGUGAAUAAGAUCAUUUUUUCGUUCGAUGAUUCCGUAGAAGACAAAACGGUUCAUAAAUUAGCGCGAGAAAUUAAAAAUUGGCCAAAUAAAUCUGGAUUAACACCUUUGAACCUUCUGAACGGUAGAAAUGUACAAAAUCUAAAUUUCCAUAGCAAUAAUUUAACACGAGAGAACAGUAAUUUGUCUACCAUGUCUCUUCUUGAUACUGAUGUUGGUGAUGAAUUGAAGGAUUUCAAACCCUUGUUGCAACCAUCAAAUGUUCAAAAGUUGCCAUCACAAUUAUCUUCAAUUUCUUCUUCUGAUCAAAGUGAUGUGAGAACAUUUCAAAAUGGAGAAACCGAUGGAAUGUCCGAAUUCUCCGACGUUACACCUCCUGAUAAUGAUGAAUUAAUUCACGUAACAUGUUCAUUCCUAACUCGAAAAUAUGCAAUGUUAAUACCACAUGAUAGAACUCUUAAAGAUUUAAUUAAUGAAAUUGAACAAACUCGUAAUACCAAGAUUUCCCUCAAUCGAUUAUUUUAUAAAAAUCAAGUUAAUGAUAAGAUUGAUAUAGUUGAUGAUGAUGAUUGGAAGAUUGCAAAAAAGGAAGCUCGAAUUUCAAAGAUUAAUAUGAUUACUUUACUUUUUGCGUGA
Messenger RNA from Diversispora eburnea, 807 nucleotides. The record is from the annotation of a GenBank genome assembly. NCBI's taxonomy places the organism in Eukaryota, Fungi, Glomeromycota, Glomeromycetes, Diversisporales, Diversisporaceae.